Centropristis striata (black sea bass) is the source of this 1566-nucleotide messenger RNA. It is a transcript of the gene fgf11b, whose product is annotated as fibroblast growth factor 11b. NCBI's taxonomy places the organism in Eukaryota, Metazoa, Chordata, Actinopteri, Perciformes, Serranidae. The transcript is spliced from 5 exons. The record is from RefSeq and is a predicted model, not a curated record. Gene Ontology annotation, cellular component: cytoplasm. Gene Ontology annotation, molecular function: growth factor activity; fibroblast growth factor receptor binding. Bases 786 to 1529 code for a protein of 247 amino acids. Gene Ontology annotation, biological process: positive regulation of protein phosphorylation; cell differentiation; positive regulation of gene expression.
UGUCUGUCUGUGUCCAUGUCUCUGCUCUGUUCCCGGCUUCAUUCCUACGAACACCGUCAACGUCCCGCCUGCUGUUCUACCUCUGGAUUUAAAUCAGCUGGAUUACCCCUCGGACUCUCAGCUCAUUAUUCUAUGCUGCCACAUUUAAAUGGGAGGCAAAGUUGGACCUCCCUGGACUGCACAAAUGGUGACAAACAGUUUGAUUUUUCUCGCGCUUUUAAGAGCUUCCUAGCAUUCAAAAUGAUUUCACUUUUCUUCAGUAAAAGUGUUUUUAUAUGUAAAGUAAAUUGAGCUCAUUCUCUGUGGUGUUGUCUAGACAAAGUAGGUUAGUUAUUUUGCAAUAUAAUAUUUUGAACUUAUCUAUUGAGGCGCAUUUUAACGUGAAAGAUGAGUGGGGAAGAGGGGUAGAUAUUUGUCUCCAUGUUCACCUUUUUAAAAGUCAGUCAAUCUAACCUUGGUGUUUAUGUUAUUUUUAAAUCUGAAAAUGUGACUGUGGCACUUUUCCGUGUGCUCCGUGAGUGUCAGAUUUUUAUUUUUGGUCACAGUGGAGGCUUUAUAUUGGACUGCAGGUGAACUUGCAUCUCUUCCUGUUCUCUCCUCUCCAAGGGAACCCUCAAACUAAACUCUUCCCUGUUAACCCACUUAGACGCCCCGAUCUCCCCUGUGGGGGCUUCUCUAAACCGUCUGUCCUACUCUAGUUUUUUUGAGGAAAGCAAAAGACAAACCUAGAAAAGGGGGUAUAGGGAAGGAAGAUACCCCCCUCCCAAAGGUGAGAGGGGGGGAAGAUGGCAGCUCUCGCCAGCUCUCUCAUCAGACAGAAACGGGCGGUCAAGGAAGACCAAGCCAACCGACCGGUAGCCAACAAGCGCAAGCCCUGUCCGAAGAGCAACAAGUCCUUGUGCCAGAAACAGAUCCUGGUCUUGAUCUCCAAAGUACGACUAUGUGGGGGUCGAAAAGGUCGAAACGAGAAAAGACCGGAGCCACAGCUGAAAGGCAUUGUUACCCGGCUAUACAGCCAACAUGGAUACUACCUGCAGAUGCAGCCUGACGGCACCAUGGACAGCACAAGGGAUGAAAGCAGCUCAUUUUCACAGUUCAACUUAAUUCCCGUGGGACUGCGGAUUGUGGCAAUCCAGGGGGCAAAGACAGGAUUAUACCUCGCCAUGAACAGUGAAGGAUACCUCUAUACCUCGGAGCACUUCAAUCCGGAGUGUAAGUUCAAGGAGAGUGUGUUUGAGAACUACUACGUAACAUACUCCUCCAUGCUCUAUCGCCAGACCCAGUCUGGCCGCUCCUGGUAUAUCGGUAUCAACCGUGAUGGCCAGGUCAUGAAGGGCAACCGGGUAAAGAAGACCAAAGGAGCUGCACACUUCCUGCCUAAAGUUAUAGAGGUUGCAAUGUAUAAGGAGCCAUCGCUACACGAGCUCGCCCCCGAACCGGUGAGUCCUCCUCGGAAGACAGUGAAGACGUCAGAUUCACCGUCCCUAAAGAAUGGACGGAAAGAAGCUCCCAAGGCUGAUGCCUCAUAGCACAGGAGACUGAGGGUGGGACAAAGGGCAGCAGUGA